AACAAAUUUGCCUCCAGUGUUCUUCAUUAACAUUGCACUGUUCACAAAAGACAAUCCUCCCUACACAAGUCAAUAAGCAAAACCUGCUUUAUUCCAAAAAUGAAAAGUAGCCCGAAGACAUAAAGUCUGGAAACAUUUCUUGGCAACAUUUUAACAAUAUAGAGUAUACUGCUAAAUGUCAUGCCCUAGCCUUAAGGAAUGUAUUUCUUUUUAACGAAGAUGUAAGACAUCUCCCAUUUGCUUCCAGGAUAGUCUGCUUGCCUUCCCUUCAGUGUUUGCUGUAUCCAUGGCAACAGAGCUCCAUUUCCCCUCCACUGCCUGUGGCAUUAUGGGGUCAGGUGAAUACACCUACAAGCUAUCUGUUUGACUAGUUAACCUUGCUCUAACAGGGCUUCAGAUUUCCCCAGUUCGGUGUGUUUGACAGCAACGGAAGUAUGAACCAAAAAGUCGCGGCGCAGGAUAAAUGGGCCCAAACUGGAUGGAAGAUAGAACGGAAGUAUGCCAACAAAGUGCUGUUGGGCAACUGGGCUGAAGACAGACUCCAGUUCACUCGGGAGCCAAAGAUAGCCAACAGCACCAGUCGCGUAGACUACCAGCCCCACUGGGACUUCCAGCCAGACAUCUCUGAGAGAAGAUCUGCCUUGCUGAGAGCUGAGGAGCUUCCUUCCAGGAUGCUGUUUUUCCACUCUGACCCUCCAUCCUCACAUUAUUUGGUCACGGAAUAUGAAGAAAACUAUGGGCAUAAUAAGCAUACCAAUGCUUUACCCACCCUGCAACCCUGGCAUCCAGACAACUUGACGUGGCAGCCUGAGAAGUCGGACCGGCCCAUUUCUGCCCUUCCAACCAACUCUGGCCCACUGCAGUCCACAAAUCACCGUUUCGAAAAGCAGCAACCACACCUCCAAUUCCUGACUGUAUACAGGUCAGCAUACCAGAGGCACCCACUUAGUACCCUCAGCCAAAGCCGGUUUGCCAGAGCUUCACACAGCCUCUCCAGCCACCUCCAUGCAGCCAAUCACAACAACAAGGACCUGGAUCUGAGACAGCGCUCACUCCUACAAGUCCCAGAUCAUUGUUUCAGCCUAUUUCCGCCAUUACAACAGGCUUAG
Molecule: messenger RNA, 1109 nt
Organism: Stegastes partitus (bicolor damselfish)
Lineage: Eukaryota; Metazoa; Chordata; Actinopteri; Pomacentridae
Gene: cfap107
Product: cilia and flagella associated protein 107
Exons: 4
Coding region: 435-1109 (224 amino acids)
Biological process (GO): flagellated sperm motility
Cellular component (GO): axonemal microtubule
Source: RefSeq, a predicted model, not a curated record